Closterium sp. Naga37s-1 is the source of this 1857-nucleotide messenger RNA. The record is from the annotation of a GenBank genome assembly. Lineage: Eukaryota; Viridiplantae; Streptophyta; Zygnematophyceae; Desmidiales; Closteriaceae.
UCCCCCCGCUGCUGGAGAUGCAGGCGGGGUGGGGGGUGAGCCUCAACGAGUGGCGCGCCAAUGGCAACUGCGAUGCCGCUACGGGGCUGACAUGCGACGAGGGCGGGUUCGUCGUGAGCAUGACGCUGACAACGGAGCAGAUGCCUGCAGGGCUGCCAGGGCCCUUCCCCACCGCCAUUGGCAGCCUAACCCACCUCACAGACCUGGCCAUGUAUAACGGUGCUUUCAAUGGGGUUAUACCUGAUACAAUCACAUCCCUCACUGCCCUACAGCGCCUCAUGCUAGCACAGAACAACUUCACAGGCAGCAUUCCCAGCAGCCUCAGUGCGCUGAACAGCCUCGAGUACCUGGCCAUCGGAACCAACCCCCUCUCAGGCUCUCUCCCGGCCGCCCUUGCAUCGCUGCCCCUCCUGCAGUAUCUAGAUGUGAGUGCGGCAAAUCUCAAGGGUCCCAUCCCACCUGCAAUGGGCAACUUGGGUCGGCUGCGCAUGCUGGCUCUGGGCGACAACCAGCUCACGGGCAUCAUCCCUCCGUCCAUCGCUGGCCUCUCUGCCCUCACCCUCCUCAACCUGGCCGGCAACAACCUCACAGGCUCCAUUCCCCCCGCUAUGAGCCUCCUCAAUAAGCUUAGUGUCAUCGAUCUCUCCUACAACCUCCUCUCAGGCCCCAUCCCUGCUGCAGUCCUCAGCGCCCUUCCGAACCUCUCUUCCAUCAACUUGGGCAACAACCAGCUCACGGGGCCCUUUCCUCCGUCACUUGCCAACCAUACGAGUGUCACUUACAUCGGCUUGCAGAACAACCACCUCUCCGGCUCGCUGCCUGCCUCCCUCUCCUCGUUACCCUCCCUCGUCUACCUGUUGUUAGGAACCAACAACAUCACGGGCUCCCUGCCGGACAGCAUUGGAAGCCUCUCGCUUCUCAGCAACCUCGACAUGGGUUACAACCAGCUCUCAGGCCCCUUCCCCUCAGCCAUUGUCAACCUCUCUCGCCUGCGCACGCUGCGCCUGGGGAGGAAUCACAUAGAGGGCAGCCUGCCAUCCAACCUGCACCGCAUGGCCAGCCUUGAGUACCUGUACCUAGCUCAGAAGAACCUCUCUGGGUCCAUCCCUGCAGCAAUCGCCAAUCUCACUGCCCUUUCCUUCCUGGGCUUGGGAGGCAAUCAGCUCUCAGGGCGCAUCCCUCCAGCCAUCACCCGUCUCACCAACUUAUCCGUCCUUGACCUGUCAUACAACAGCCUCAUGGGUCCCAUUCCUGACACCAUAGGCGCUCUCUCCUCGCUCACCAGCCUGAAUGUGAGGCGCAACAACCUCACCGGGUCCAUUCCCAGCUCCCUCGGCACCCUUGCCAAAGCCAUUCUCAUAGACGUGAGUUCCAAUGAGCUUUCGGGGUCCAUUCCUGACUCCAUCACCACCCUCCUCAGCCUCGUGCACAUCGCCAUGGGUCACAACAACCUCACGGGCUCUCUGCCAGCUGGCGUGGGUCGCCUCACCACUCUCAGCCUGCUGGACUUGAGUUACAGCAGCCUGCAGGGGUCGCUCCCUGCAUCGCUUGGCAACCUCACUCUGCUCACAGGCCUCCAAGUGGACAACACAGGGCUGCAGUGCGCCACAGGGGGGUGGUGCGAGCUGAGUCAGCAGACCACGUCGGCAUUCUGCCAGCACUGCUCCUUCUUCUGCUCCAACUGCUCCGUGCAGCCAGCUGAUGUGUGUGCAUCGUUUCAGUUCAACCCCUGUGGAGGGGGUGCCUGUGUCUCCCUCCCCAACGGCACCUACACCUGCCAAUGCCCGCUUGGCAGCACCAUCGGAAACAAUGGCACCAUUGCUCCCACUUGUGUCCCUUGUCCCACAUGCCUCAACU